GUGGCUGCAACGUCAUCUGGAAGGGAAGCAAAAAAAACAAACACGGAAUUUCGACGGCUCAACCCUUGUCUUUAGCUCUCUCAAACAGCGUCUGGCGACAUGCUCGGAUGCUGGCUUGUUAAUGCGUCAGUCUGUCCAAUCGCGUGACCGAUCACGGCGCGGGAAUGAUGUCCUCAACGAACGAGGAGGAUCCGUUCCUCCAGGUGCAGCAGGACGUCCUUACCCAGCUCCAGACGGCCCGUUCCCUCUUCACCUCCUACCUGCGAAUCCGCUCCCUCGCGACAUCCCCGACGUCGCCGGAACUCGCCUCGGCACGGUCCGACCUCGAGUCCUCCAUCGCCUCGCUCGCCGAGGACCUCGCCGACCUCGUCGAGUCCGUCCGGGUGGCUGAGUCCGACCCGGCGCAGUAUGGACUCUCGGCCGCCGAGGUCGCGCGUCGCAAGCGCCUCGUGCAGGAGGUCGGCGGCGAGGUGGACGAUAUGCGCGAGGAGCUGGCCAAGGUUUCCUCUUCUGGCACGGCAGCCGCCACGCGCCGCGGUCAGAAAGGCACGGUUGGAGGAGGAGGAGGAGGAGGAGGGAGCGGUGCCGACGACCUCCCAGACCCGUCGUCCUUUGCCAUUCCUGACGGGGAGACCGACGGCACCGGGGGUAUCAAUGACUACGCAGCCGAGUUUGAACGCGAGCAGCAGGCUGUCCUGAUGCGAGAGCAGGACGAGCACUUGGAUGGAGUCUUACAGACCGUGGGAAAUCUGCGAAGGCAGGCCGGCGACAUGGGACGGGAGCUGGACGAGCAGGUGGAGAUGCUCGAGGUCGUGGACCAUCUCGCCAACCGUGUCGAGGGCAGGUUGCAAACCGGAAUGGAGAAACUGAAGUACGUAAUACGGAGGAACGAGGAUCGGUUGAGCAGUUGCUGUAUAGGGGUUCUGAUCGUGGUUUUGAUAAUUUUGUUGAUAUUGCUCCUGGUAUUAUAGGGGUCUGGGUAUGGUUGGCUACCGGAUUGGUGCACGAGGCUUGUUGGGGCAUACCGUUUACGGUUGGAGUGUAGACAGACGA
Messenger RNA from Thermothelomyces thermophilus ATCC 42464, 1053 nucleotides. RefSeq lists its product as uncharacterized. Gene Ontology annotation, biological process: Golgi vesicle transport. NCBI's taxonomy places the organism in Eukaryota, Fungi, Ascomycota, Sordariomycetes, Sordariales, Chaetomiaceae. The record is from RefSeq and is a predicted model, not a curated record. The coding region runs from base 165 to 971 and encodes 268 amino acids. Gene Ontology annotation, cellular component: membrane. The transcript is spliced from 2 exons.